Panicum hallii is the source of this 885-nucleotide messenger RNA. RefSeq lists its product as uncharacterized. The coding region runs from base 1 to 885 and encodes 294 amino acids. Gene Ontology annotation, molecular function: rRNA N-glycosylase activity. The record is from RefSeq and is a predicted model, not a curated record. Gene Ontology annotation, biological process: negative regulation of translation. NCBI's taxonomy places the organism in Eukaryota, Viridiplantae, Streptophyta, Magnoliopsida, Poales, Poaceae. The transcript has 2 exons.
AUGGCCUAUUUAGAGAUGACCCUUGUCUUGUUGCUGCUAUGGGCGCAAGCGCCGUCCCAGCUCUAUGGCAUCGAGGUGACUGAGGAGAUGAUAUACGGGGUUGAAGCCCGGCCGAUACGCUACCGUGCAUCAUUUGAGCCGUUUGGUGAAUUACUAGACGAAUAUAUCCAAGUGUCCGGAACCGGUGAACCAAUUUCUGGUCUCCCAGCUCACCCAGUCCAGAACGAUGUGGGUACAGCACCGCCUCGGUGGACCCCGUUUGACCUAGUGGGCAGGGACGAGGACAACGACCGAACAAGGCUUAUGGUACGUGGUGAUACUGGGUAUCUCAUCGGUUUCGCAAACAUGACGGGACAUUAUCACAUACUGAAUGGGAUGGACCCGGAAGGGAAUCUGUUUCCUGGAGCCACGGUGUUGAACACUGGAGUCAGUUAUCGCGAUUUUGUAGGUCCGGGGGGGAAAGGCAAUCUGCCGGGACUGCCGCUAAGCAAGGACUUAUUUCUAGACGGCAUCGGCACCUUGGGAACCUACCCUGCGGUUUCCAGCGAUGAUGAAAGGGAUGAAGCAAUGGCGCGGUUCGUGGUGAUGAUAUUGGAAGCAGCACGGAUAAAGCCAAUCCGACAGAGAAUACUUAGAAACUGGGACGUCGGUGAGACUUACAUUGAUCCUAUCCAUGCUAAAUAUAUAGUCACUUGGGGAAAAAUGUCGCUCCUUCUCAUGUGUGCGGAACGAGGCAUCCCACUAAGGGGCCGAGAUGCCAGAGAAUUGAGAUCAAUUCAUGUAGAAACACCAGCAGAUGUGAAAAAUAUUUUGGGCAUUGUCGUCCGGCCAGCAAGAUUCAACCCAGAUAACCCAGAACAGAGUUGCGCACCUAUGACGACCUGA